AUGUUGGAUUUCCAGCCAGAGAGGCUAGACAAGGCGCUAGACCAACCAGCGCCCAGGCCGCCGCCGCCGCCACCGCCGCCGGAGCUGAGUUUCCAGCCACCACUGCCGCCGCCUCCGCCGCUCUUCCAGCCACCGCCGCCUCCGCCUGAGGACCAACCGCUGCUACCGCCGCCGCCGCCGCCGCUGGACGGCCAGGCGCUGAUGCUUAUCUUGCUGGGCCAGCCAGAGGAGCCGCCUCCCGAUGACCAGCCAGAGGAGCCACCGCCGCUCUUCCAGCCACCACCGCCGCCACCACCACUAGGCCAGCCGCUGCCUCCACCACCGCCCGAUGACCAGCCAGACGAGCCACCGCCGCUCUUCCAGCCGCCGCCUCCACCGCCACCCGAGGACCAGCCACCGCCGCCACCCGACGACCAGCCGCUACCACCACCACCUCCACUGCUCCAGCCAU
This is a messenger RNA of Drosophila navojoa, 451 nucleotides long. RefSeq names its product leucine-rich repeat extensin-like protein 3. NCBI's taxonomy places the organism in Eukaryota, Metazoa, Arthropoda, Insecta, Diptera, Drosophilidae. The record is from RefSeq and is a predicted model, not a curated record.